Molecule: messenger RNA, 450 nt
Organism: Camellia sinensis
Lineage: Eukaryota; Viridiplantae; Streptophyta; Magnoliopsida; Ericales; Theaceae
Source: RefSeq, a predicted model, not a curated record
AUGGAAGAUCUCUUCUCCCAAUUCAUCUUACUCUCAGACCAAUCCCUCCAAGACAAGUUUUUCAAUCCUUCUUCAAUCGAAGACUUCAUGAAACUGUUUGAGCUCGAGUCUUACAAGGCAUGGGCUGCCGCGGAGCUUGACAACGAAAAAGAAGUACAAGAAGCUGAGGAAUCAAUGAAGGCGGCCGAGGACUAUCUUGACUCUGUCAUGGAGAGUGCUAUGGGAGAGUUUCGGUGUUUUGAAGAGGAGAUAGAACGCAAGUCCAAGGGUGAGAUGAAAAGCUUGGUUCAAGAUGGGGAAUCGGCUAGGAAGGCUGGGAAGUCCAUGGAAAAGGCAGCUACAAUUGCUUCCAAGAAGUAUGUUGAGGCUGCACUUAAUUCAGCUGGUGCUUCGAUGAAAUCAGCUUGGAAGGGGCUCUCUGCUAAUGCCAACAAGGUUCAUCCUUCUUGA